AUGGCGUCAGGAGCGCAGUCGUUCUACGAGCUGUACCGCCGAAGCAGCAUCGGGCUCGCUUUGACAGAUACCCUCGACGACCUGAUCAGCGAAGAGCGCAUCAACCCGCAGCUGGCGAUGAAAAUCCUCGGCAACUUUGACCAGGCCAUCACAGAAGCGCUGCAGAAGAACGUCAAGAGCAGGCUGCAAUUUAAGGGGAGCCUCGAUACCUACAGAUUCUGCGACGAGGUGUGGACCUUCUUGAUCAAGAACGUCACCUUCAAGAUGGACAACGGCAGCCAAUCCGUCCAAGCGGACAAGGUCAAGAUUGUAAGCUGCAACGCCAAGAAACCUGGCGAGGGGGCGUAG
Molecule: messenger RNA, 348 nt
Organism: Metarhizium brunneum ARSEF 3297
Lineage: Eukaryota; Fungi; Ascomycota; Sordariomycetes; Hypocreales; Clavicipitaceae
Gene: toa2
Product: Transcription initiation factor IIA subunit 2
Biological process (GO): RNA polymerase II preinitiation complex assembly; transcription initiation at RNA polymerase II promoter
Cellular component (GO): transcription factor TFIIA complex
Molecular function (GO): TBP-class protein binding; RNA polymerase II general transcription initiation factor activity
Source: RefSeq, a predicted model, not a curated record